Messenger RNA from Eleginops maclovinus (Patagonian blennie), 1099 nucleotides. It is a transcript of the gene med8, whose product is annotated as mediator complex subunit 8. Gene Ontology annotation, molecular function: transcription coregulator activity; RNA polymerase II cis-regulatory region sequence-specific DNA binding. Bases 84 to 914 code for a protein of 276 amino acids. The transcript has 7 exons. Gene Ontology annotation, cellular component: core mediator complex; mediator complex. The record is from RefSeq and is a predicted model, not a curated record. Gene Ontology annotation, biological process: regulation of transcription by RNA polymerase II. Lineage: Eukaryota; Metazoa; Chordata; Actinopteri; Perciformes; Eleginopidae.
AAUGCUUUUAUUUUGACGUCUUGAACCGGAAGUGUUUCUGCUUGGGAGCGUUAUCAUUUCACCGUUUAGCUUGUAGUUCAACAAUGCAGCGGGAGGAGAAGCAACUGGAGGCGGCGGUGGAGUCUCUCAUCUCUCGGGUUGCUCACGUCAAAAACGCUCUCCAUAGUUUCAUUUAUAAACUGGAAAAUGAGUACGAGCGAUUAACAUGGCCAUCUGUUUUGGACAACUUCGCUCUGCUCUCUGGUCAGCUGAACACCAUCAACAAACUGCUGAAAAACGAGAAGACGCCAUCCUUUCGCAACCAGGUUAUAAUACCUCUGCUUCUGUCUCCAGACCGGGAUGAGGAUUUAGCAAAACUCACAGAGCAACGUGUCCCGGUGUUCAGCCAUGAGAUUGUACCGGACUACCUGCGGACUAAGCCGGAUCCAGAGGUGGAGGAGCAGGAGAAACAGCUGAGUGUGGAGGCAGCACGGAUUGGCCCAGAUGGGGCACAGAAACAUAUCCAGACGUUGAACAAACUGUGUUCCAAUCUGCUAGAGAAGCUCAACAAUCCCCGUGAUGACAGAGAUUCAGAGAGUGCAGCAAUCCGUCAGAACAAGCCCUCCUUUAACCCCGCUGACACCAACGCUCUGGUCGGAGCGGUUGCAUUUGGAAAGGGACUCUCUAAAUGUAGGCCUCCAGGCACAGUGGCCCCUGGACACCCAGGACAAGGGCCCAUGAUGAGUGGAGGUCCCACCCUUCAGCAGGUCACCAUCGGGGGCGGUUCUAGCCAGCAGGCAGGUAUGGGAGGCCCUGUGGCCCCUCAGCAGCAGGGGCAGCCAGGUAGGAGACCUGGAGAGCUGGGAAAAAUGCCAAGCAGCAUCAAGACAAACAUCAAAUCUGCAUCCGGGUCGAUGCAUCCCUACAACCGAUGAGCUCCUCGUUUAUCAUUUGUUCACCAAACGUGUUACAUUUCAGAAACACACCUACAGCAAUGACAUUUGUAGAACGUACCUUUGUCUCCUUUUCUAAACCCAUGUUUUCACGCAAAAGUAAUGUCUUGUUCUCACUAGAGCUGUUUCUUUAAAGGAUCUCCCAAAUAAAAUGUUAAUAUUAGUGA